Messenger RNA from Gekko japonicus, 1424 nucleotides. It is a transcript of the gene TTC19, whose product is annotated as tetratricopeptide repeat domain 19. The coding region runs from base 53 to 1189 and encodes 378 amino acids. Gene Ontology annotation, cellular component: mitochondrial inner membrane. Lineage: Eukaryota; Metazoa; Chordata; Lepidosauria; Squamata; Gekkonidae. Gene Ontology annotation, biological process: mitochondrial respiratory chain complex III assembly. The transcript has 10 exons. The record is from RefSeq and is a predicted model, not a curated record. Gene Ontology annotation, molecular function: protein binding.
ACGCGGCGGGGAAUACAGUUAACAAGGUCACCCGCCUUUUCUUAAAGGGGCCAUGUCGCUAUGGGCUCUGCUAAGACGGCUGCCACGAACAAAGCUGGCAGUCGCGCCGCUUCUAGCGGCCUCCGGCCGAGGCUUCUGCCGGCGCCACCUCCACGCGCAGGAGAGGCCCCGGCCGCACGGCGGAGCCACGCCCAUUGCCUUCGGCCUCGUCCUAUCAGCUUCUUCUCUGUUCUCCCAAGAAGCUGAAGAGGAGACAGAGAAGGAUGCCACGGAAAGCCUCCUAGAAGAGGCAGAAGAGGAGAUAAUUUUUUUGCUGAAAAAAGCCAAGCUCUGCAUCAUGAAAGGAGAGCUGGAAGAAGCUGAGCGGCUCCUGCACGAGGCUGCCCGACUCUCUCACCAGUCCAACAACAGGAAUGGCAUCAUCUACACGUAUGACACGAUGGCGAACCUGGCCUUUCUGCGGGGGCAGCUGGACCAUGCAGAAAAACUCUUCAAGGCAGCCAUGACCUUCCUGCUGGCCGGAAACAUGGAACAAGAUGACAACGCCAUCAUUGAGAUGUCCCUCAAGCUGGCCAGCAUCUACGCUGCACAGAAUCAAGAAAAGUUGGCGCUGGCUGGCUAUCAGUUCUGUAUCCUGACCCUAAAAGAGAAGAUUGCUAAGCAGAAGGACAUGGCUGCCGAUGCUGUACCAGCAGAGGAAGAGCGAAUCAACACCCGUCUCCUCCUCGGCAUGAGCCUUGACUCCUAUGCCCGAUAUCUGCUGGCGCGCAAGCAGGCAGCUGCAGCGGAGAGAAUGUACGAGGAGGCGUUGCAGAUCUCCAUGGAGGUUCAAGGGGAGACGCAUCCUCAGACGGUGGUCUUGAUGAAUGACUUAGCAACCGCUCUAGAUGCUCAAGGACGGUAUGACGAUGCCUACACUCGUGUGAGGAGAGCAUUGGAUCUGGCUCGACAGACCGAACACCCAGAAGCCUAUGUUGUGCUAAAUAACCUGGCUGGGAUCCUGAUGCACAAAGAAGAUUUCCCCCAGGCCAGACAAGUCUACAAGGAAGCCCUGAAGCUGGCGGAGGAAGCCGGAGACGGUGCUGUCGUGCGAUACAUUAGGAAAGAAUUAGCCGAACUUGCCAGGAGGCAGAAGCAGGCGAAAUCUGCAGAAAAUUUGGCAAAGCAGGGAAAUGAAGGGAAAGACUGAAGGUGGCUUCACCCGCACGGCAUGUGUGCAUCGGGCAACAGCUGUGCUAAUUUUGUUUUGCACGGCAAGAGCUCAGCGGUGUGCAGGCAGCACAGCAAAACUCUUAAGGCUCCAAUGCUUCCCUGAGCUGGAGGAGGAGGUUUUUGGCGGGUGGCACAGUGGAAGUCUGGAGCACAUUUGUGUAAUACCCAUGUGGGAGCAAACGGGGGUCUUGAAGGGCCCAUGUUUGAACAUG